Molecule: messenger RNA, 569 nt
Organism: Cotesia glomerata
Lineage: Eukaryota; Metazoa; Arthropoda; Insecta; Hymenoptera; Braconidae
Exons: 2
Coding region: 22-495 (157 amino acids)
Source: RefSeq, a predicted model, not a curated record
AAUCACAGUUGUGAUCCUAAUAUGGAUUCCAUUGUGUGUCUUGAUAUGUCAGCAUUCAUAACUCUGCAAACUAUAAAAAAAGGUGAACAGUUGUUUAUUUCUUACGGACAAGAAUUUCAUCACAUGCCAACUCCGAAACGAAGAGAAGAAUUACAAAAUAUUCGAAGCUAUUGGUGCGAUUGUCCUGCUUGCAUCAACAAUUGGAAUCCGGGACAUGAUUUUCCGUCAGCUUAUUAUAUAUUACCGAAAAAAAUCGCACCAAAAAUGUCAAUGACGUUCAUGGAAUGCACUAUCCAAAUUACAAAACAAAAUUUUUUCAACCAUGACACUACAUCUCCCGAAGAAAUUAAGAAGCUAAUGUCGGGUAUUUUUAAAAUGAUCAAUCUAAUAGGACGGUACAAUAUAUAUCCUUGUGAAGAAAUAUCACAGGGAAAAGCUUUACUGUAUUGCAUUAUCAAAUGGAUCGCGGGUUACCAAUCACCGAUUGAUCCGUAAAAUUCUGUUUUUCAUUAUUAAGAGUCAUUUUAAAUGACAUUAAGUACGAUAGUUUAAGUAUUCUUGUGAAACUA